AUGAUUACGGCCUACACGACCACCGAGUCUUCCACCGACGGAGUCCAGAGACUUCCCGAAAAUGGCAUCAAGGUCGCCAUAAUUGGCGGCGGUGUGGGCGGCUUGCAAGCGGCGCUUGAAUGCUGGCGAAAAGGUUGUGAGGUUGUUGUUCUGGAGCAAGCUAAUAAGUUGUCUCCCCUUGGUAGGUCUGAAGCCAUCUAUCAUAACUACUUCGGCACGCAAAUGAUAAUAACAAGCUGGAGUUUUGCUGCAGGCGACUACUUCACCAUAACUCCUUCGGCAUUGACGGCCUUGAAAGAAUAUCCGAGCAUGCACGCCGACUAUCACGAGUGCAUCUACGAUUGUUCGAUUCACGUCUACACGCCUUCUGGACGGGCGAUCCACUCGACGGAUCCUGAGUGGAACCGGGCCAGGAUCGCGCACGCGGCCCCGGACGUCAACAUCUCGUUCCUGAAACGUCGGCCGGUCUACGCUCAGAUGCAACUCGAUCAAGUGAACAGACUCAAUAUCCCAGUCCAGUGGGGAGAGAAGGUCAUCAGCGUUCUAGAGCGAGAGGAUAGCGUCGUUUUGAAGACCGCCUCGGGAAAGGAAAUCACCUGCGAUAUCUGCAUUGGAGCAAAUGGUAUUGGCUCCGUGAUUCCCGGUUUCGAGACUGGCCCCGAGAUUGCUGUUCAAGACAGCGGGUAUGCGGUGGCGCGCGCGGCGUUUCCACGUUCUGCCAUACUUGAUGGCUCACCUGCGGCGUCGCUUAUGAAGCACAUUGAUGUGAGGCCUGAAUUCCGCACUUAUGUUGGAAAAGAUAUCCAUCUCAUCCUUUUCCUCACACCCGACUGGGUAGCUUUUGCUUUCACACAUCCAGACUACAACGAUGCGGAAGAGUCCUGGUCGCAUGUGAAAGCGCCGGCAGACCUUAUCCCCUACCUCGAGAAAGCGAAUGACGAGUGGGAUCCAGCAGUGCUCGACUUCAUCAGGUCAACACCAACCGGGGUCGUGGACUGGAAACUCCGAUGGCGGGAUGGCACACCACAGUGGACUUCAGAGCGUGGACGUCUCGUGCGUCUCGGAGACGCCGCUCACGCCUUUCUCCCAACCGCAGGCAAUGGGGCGGUCCAAGCACUCGAAGAUGCCGUCUCUCUCGCAGAAUGCCUCCGCAUCGCAGGCAAGAAGGGCGUAUGCCAGGCCACGAAGGUGCACAAUAAAUUGAGAGCACUGGUGGGCUCCGUGGGAGUUGGGAAGGACAAAGCAAAACAUAAACUAAGCAUCCUGCAACAAACCGGCUUCCUCAACCGCGAAGAACUCCACACCGCCGACGUAGCAGCAAUCCAAGCGAACGCGCAAAGCACCAGCAACACCACCAUCGGCUUCUUCAAGAUCGGCCGUUGGGUGUGGAACCACAAUCCAGAGCUCUAUGCACGGGACAAUUACGAAGCGUGUCUAGCGCACGUCCUUGAAGGCAAACCCUUUGAAAACACCAAUGUGCCGCCUGGUCACGUCUAUCACUCCUGGAGUCUUGAGUCGGAGAAGAAACGUAUGUUGGCUGGCGUCAGGUCGAAUUUGAAGGAGAAUGGUGAUUGGAGUGCUUGA
Molecule: messenger RNA, 1584 nt
Organism: Exophiala aquamarina CBS 119918
Lineage: Eukaryota; Fungi; Ascomycota; Eurotiomycetes; Chaetothyriales; Herpotrichiellaceae
Exons: 5
Coding region: 1-1584 (527 amino acids)
Biological process (GO): secondary metabolite biosynthetic process
Molecular function (GO): monooxygenase activity
Source: RefSeq, a predicted model, not a curated record